Molecule: messenger RNA, 1882 nt
Organism: Coregonus clupeaformis (lake whitefish)
Lineage: Eukaryota; Metazoa; Chordata; Actinopteri; Salmoniformes; Salmonidae
Product: alpha-2,8-sialyltransferase 8F
Exons: 7
Coding region: 253-1317 (354 amino acids)
Biological process (GO): N-glycan processing; oligosaccharide metabolic process
Molecular function (GO): alpha-N-acetylneuraminate alpha-2,8-sialyltransferase activity
Source: RefSeq, a predicted model, not a curated record
CUGAUAGUGUUAUACUUUAUCGUGUCUGUGCCUUAAAUUUAAAAUACAUGUAAAAUCUAUGUAUUAGGCGAUAUAUCCUACGUUCAUUAUAGACAAUCUAUAUCUACGAGGAUUAAGCACAUCAUUCUUAAAAUCUAUGUAUUAGGCGAUAGAUGUCUUGUUCGUUAUAGACAAUCUAUAUAUACGAGGAUUAAGCACCUCAUUCUGUAGAUGGUGAUUAAUGGUUGAUUGGUUAUUGUGGCAGUUGGCACCAUGCGUUAUAGUAUAUAUCUGGUUUCAUUCAUUCUGAUGUGUUCUACUUCUCUGCUGUCUGUCACACUCAUUGGGAGAUACUACCACAAAAGGAGUGCUGGGUUUGACAGUUAUGCAGCUUUUCUCUGUAACAGACUGAGACUCAAGUUCCUCACCGUCACUUCAGCCAAGGCUAUCAACCCCAGGACUCUAAUAAUGGACAUUAGACAGUUGAUGGACUGCUCUCACAGACCCAACAUCACCCAGAGAGAACUCUACAGGGUGAUCCUUCGUUCCUGUUGUAACGCUACAGGUGAGAUGAUCCUGACCAAUCAGAACACUAAGUUGGGCCAGAAGAUUCACUAUGAGACCAACCAAAAGCUGUUUAAAACAGUCGACAAGAAACUACACAGCAUGUUGCCAAAUGCCUUACCCUGGAGUAAAGGUUUGUUGGGUCGUUGUGCCGUGGUGGGAAGUGGAGGAAUCCUGCAGAACAGCAGCUGUGGAGCGGAGAUAGACAGUGCUGACUACAUCAUCAGGUUUAACCUGGGUCCGGUCAGCAACAGUGAGGAUGUGGGGAACAAAACCCACCUGAUGACCAUCAACCCCAGUCAGAUCAGAACAGGUUACCGUAACUUGACGAAGGACCCUCAACCGUUGGCCAAUCGUGUCGCAGCGUAUGGGAACGCCUCCCUGCUCCUGUCGCCAUUCAGCUACCAAUUCUGUACUGGGCUCUCAUUGGAUGUUUACCACGUCCUUCGACCGCUGAGGCCCAAUCAGAAGGUGGUAUUCUUCAACCCCAAUUUCUUGCUUCAGCUGAGCAGGAAGUGGAAAGGGCGGGGCUUAAAAGAGCCACGCCUCACCUCUGGGCUGAUGCUGGCUAGUGUGGCCAUGGAACUCUGCGAAGAGGUUCAUCUUUACGGCUUCUGGCCCUUCCCUUUGGAUCUAUACCACAAUCCUUUGCCCCAUCAUUACUAUGACAACGUGGGCCCUAAGAAAGGCGUCCACUCCAUGCCUGAUGAGUUCCUACUGAUGCUGCAGCUACACACACAGGGAGUGCUGCAACUACACCUGGGCGGCUGCUGAACACACACACAAACACACUCCUUCUUUAUUGUUGAGAGUUUUAUGUUGAUUUUUUAUUCAUUAUUAUUGUCAUAAUAUCAGAAUGUCUCUCCCUCUCUCUUGUUCCCUCUGUCUGGCUUUGUCUGUCUACUGAUGGUAUAUGGAAUGUAUAUAUUGUAUUUUGGCCAUAAGCCAAAACACACAUUUAUCUGUUGCAGGGAUUUACCACCCAUCCGCUGUCCAGGCGGAUGCUUUUGGUACUAUUUGAAAGUAUUUAAAACCUUUUCUGUCAUCUGAAUUAGUAGUUUUAGGGGAUUUUGACUCAAUUUGGCUUACCCCGGCCUCAGACCAUUUUAAGAAAAUUUGUCUUGACUUUAACCUGACUCAACUGACUGCAAAACCCACACAGAAUAAUUUACUAAAUCCAGCAGAUGUCUCACUGAUUGACCUAAAAAUAGCCCCCACAAGGUCCAGUGGUGUCUUUGCUAAUGAUCUCAGUGAUCACUGUCCUAUUGCAUGUUUUAGAGAUACCAAACAGAUUAACACUGAUCCUUGUAUAAUUAUGAAUAAACUUUUUUAUUUACAA